AUGGACAUGUCGCCGGCGACAGCGCCGGCAGAUAGAGAUCCCCGCGAGGUGAGUGAAUCCAGCGCUAAAAAUGAGAAAAAUAGUCGCCGGCGCCUACAUAGAUUGCGAUUGCGUCCUAGGGCCAAGAACGGCGUCGGCGCCUGUGGGGAAGGCAAGACGCUCUCCGACGGCGUCCUGAAAGUGACUUCGUCGUCGGUUUCAUCGAAGUCAGAGCAUUCUCCGCUGACCUUGAUGUCUCUGUCGUCGUCGCCUCCGCCUCUCUCGUCGUCAGGGAGCUCAUCGGAGAACGACGUCGUCGGGGUCCGCAAGAGCUGUAAGCCUGGAGAUCUGGGGUGGACGGCGCACGGGGCGGUGUCGGUGAUAGGGAGGAGAGGAGAGAUGGAGGACGCGGUGGCCGUGCAGCUAGGGUUGGCGGAGUUGGGGUCGGAGAGGUACGACUUUUUCGGGGUGUACGACGGACACGGCGGGGUGAAGGCAUUAGAAGUAUUGGCUGACAUUUGGCUAAAACCCUUAUCAUAA
Malania oleifera is the source of this 519-nucleotide messenger RNA. RefSeq names its product protein phosphatase 2C 3-like. The record is from RefSeq and is a predicted model, not a curated record. Lineage: Eukaryota; Viridiplantae; Streptophyta; Magnoliopsida; Santalales; Ximeniaceae. The transcript has a single exon. The coding region runs from base 1 to 519 and encodes 172 amino acids. Gene Ontology annotation, molecular function: cation binding.